AAUGUUUCCUUACAUAAGAGUGACCAUAUCUGGACUGGACCCCUCAGCUUAUUACUGCGUAAUGCUGCAAUUUCAUUUGGCGUCGAACCAUCGCUUUAAAUACUACUCCAGCACAGGCUGGACACUCGCCGGUUCCGAAGAAAAAAAUCACAGUCAACGAGUUUACAUUCAUCCAGAGUCACCCGCAACAGGCGCGCAUUGGAUGUCUCAAACCGUGUCUUUUGCAAAAGCCAAACUAUCCAACACUAUGUCACCUCCACUAGGGUUGGUGGUCUUAUCAUCAAUGCACCAGUAUCAACCUACAAUUACAAUUGUGAAAACGGUCGAUCCCCGUUCUCUGCCUUGGAUGUCGCCAACGACGUCGGUCGCAUUUCCUGAAACGCAGUUCAUAGCAGUCACGGCAUAUCAGAACGAACAAAUAACAAAACUGAAAAUCGAAUACAAUCCGUUCGCGAAAGGUUUUCGAGAAAAUGAAGAGGGAAAAUCGAAGCGGAAACGGGCCGUCAAAGAAGAGGAUUACGAUAUAAAACGGGAAAUUAUCGAUUCGAGUUCGAACUCUUCGUCACCUUCGCUUGAUAUGGCCGCGGAAAGUAGGAUCAUCGAAUCAAGACUUUCCCAAUUUCCAUUGAACCCCUUCCACAUGUACUACAAUCAUUAUUCAUUUGCUCCUUACAACUACAUGUACCCGCCAUUUUACCUCCCCCAACAGUUCGAUUUACACACCGGCAACUAUUACGAAUCACCUCUAGUUCCCCAAGUGUUACCAAAAACUGUCAGUUCACCUGCAAGUGAAGUACCCAAAAAGUUAACGGACUUCAGUAUUCGUGCAAUAACAGGACUGUAAUUUAGUUAGUUAGAAUGUGAUAUUUUUACUUUUUGUACAUAAUGUACAUAUUAAUUUGUUAAUUUUUUGUAAAUAUUUUGUACCUCAUAAUUGUUGUUUUCGGUAGUGU
Molecule: messenger RNA, 953 nt
Organism: Photinus pyralis (common eastern firefly)
Lineage: Eukaryota; Metazoa; Arthropoda; Insecta; Coleoptera; Lampyridae
Product: T-box protein 2-like
Exons: 3
Coding region: 2-844 (280 amino acids)
Biological process (GO): positive regulation of DNA-templated transcription; cell fate specification; regulation of transcription by RNA polymerase II
Cellular component (GO): nucleus
Molecular function (GO): RNA polymerase II cis-regulatory region sequence-specific DNA binding; DNA-binding transcription factor activity, RNA polymerase II-specific
Source: RefSeq, a predicted model, not a curated record